UGUAUCUUGAGCGGCAAAUACUUCAUCAUUUUGUAUCCCUUUGUGAAUUGUAACGCUAACCUAAAACACAUAGAGUAGUGAAAAUUAAAAUAAUAUUUUAUAACAGUAAUAUUUUUUAAAAUGACAGAAAAAGCAAAAACUAUAAGUCACGUGAAACAUAUUCCAAAAGAUGCCCAAGUUAUAAUGUCCAUUAUGAAAGAUAUGGGGAUCACAGAUUAUGAACCGAAGGUUAUAAAUCAGUUACUUGAAUUUACGUAUCGUUAUGUCACUUGUAUAUUAGACGAUAGUAGAAUUUACGCAAAUCAUGCGAAAAAGAAAUUUAUCGACUUGGACGAUGUUAGAUUGGCAGUGAAGAUGCAAUUAGAACGUACUUUUACCAAUCCACCACCGAGAGAUGUAUUACUGGAUGUUGCCAGAGCAAAAAACAAUAUACCGCUUCCAUUUGUUAAACCAAGUAAUGGGUUGAGAUUGCCACCUGAUAGAUACUGUUUAAAUGCAACAAAUUACAAACUGAAAAAUGUAACAAAGAAAAUGAUUGGGAAGCCGUUACAUUCUUUAGUUGGAAACAAUAUACAGGGUGGUCAAUCUAAAAUUAAAGUAGAAGGCAAUAAGACUGGUCUUUCAAUAGUUAAAAGACCUGGAACACUUGCAACAGUAGCUAGAACCCAAACUAUUUCAAUGCCAAAGCCAGUUUUAAAGUUUUCAACAGCAUCAUCAGGAGGAGCUACUGUAAAAGCACAAGUAGCUAAGCCGAAAAUACAAAUUUCCUCGGGUCAAACAAUGCCGCCUGUUAAGGUAGAGGUAGAAGAUUCGAUGAAAAGGAAGAGAGAAGACGAUGAUUAUGACGUACCAUAACAAUAAAUAAUAGAUAUUGAAUAAACUUUUAUUUUAUGCUUUUAUUGUAUGAAAAAAACGUCGAACGACCUCUUUAAUUUAUACCUUCCAAUGGUGUUUAAUAAUUUGAAAUAUCAGCACCUAUAAUUACAAUUAAAUUUCAAACGAUUGUUAUAUUUCGUAUUAGAAAGCGCUGUAUAAAGUAUACGUAAUUAAUACGUUUUUAUGUUUCAAUUAAUAUGUUUUAUACAUAGUACUUUUUUUGAUCAUAAUAGACGCUGAAUAAUAAUGAAUUAUUUUGAAUAAAUUUCAUUUUAAGUUCA
Osmia bicornis bicornis is the source of this 1157-nucleotide messenger RNA. RefSeq names its product transcription initiation factor TFIID subunit 9 (gene Taf9). The record is from RefSeq and is a predicted model, not a curated record. NCBI's taxonomy places the organism in Eukaryota, Metazoa, Arthropoda, Insecta, Hymenoptera, Megachilidae. The transcript is spliced from 3 exons. Gene Ontology annotation, biological process: RNA polymerase II preinitiation complex assembly; DNA-templated transcription initiation. Gene Ontology annotation, cellular component: transcription factor TFIID complex; SAGA complex. The coding region runs from base 121 to 855 and encodes 244 amino acids. Gene Ontology annotation, molecular function: RNA polymerase II general transcription initiation factor activity; transcription coactivator activity; protein heterodimerization activity.